This is a messenger RNA of Entrophospora sp. SA101, 921 nucleotides long. Lineage: Eukaryota; Fungi; Glomeromycota; Glomeromycetes; Entrophosporales; Entrophosporaceae. The record is from the annotation of a GenBank genome assembly.
UAUCCUGAACUUGAACAUGCACUCCAAGAAUGGUGUUUGCAUUCACAAGCUAAAACACUUGCAAAAAUGCUUAAUAUACCUGAUGAUACAUUGUCAUUUUCCACUGGGUGGCUUCAAAGCCUUAAGAAUAGAAACAAUUUGAAAAGAUACCAAUUACAUGGAGGAAGUGGUUCAGCUGAUAUUAGUGCAAUUGAAAAUGCCCUUCCUGAUCUGAAAACAGUCAUCAGCACCAUUAAAUCUGAAGAUGUAUAUAACAUGGAUGAAACUGGACUUGAACCUGAUAAAACUUUAGCAACCAAACAACUUGAGGGAAAAAUCAAUACGAAUAGUCUUGGAGUUGUCUAUAGAGCAAAUGGUAAAGCAUGGAUGACAGCAGUUUUGUUUCAAGAAUGGUUAAAACAAUUUGAUGAAAGAAUGAAUGGUAGAAGAGUGUUAUUGCUACUUGACAAUGCACCCUGUCAUAUAGUUAGAGGAAUGGAAUUGCAAAAUACACAGGUUAAGCUCUUACCACCUAAUUGCACAUCAAGGCUUCAACCUUGUAUUAUUGAUUUUAGUAAUGAAGAAGAAAUAGAGCAAGAAAGUGAGAAUGAAUUAGUUGCUGUCAUAGAGAGGGGUGUUGCGGCCUUAAGAAAUCCUAUUACAACAGAAAAUUUUUUAAACCCUGUUAAAGAAAGUGAAACAGAAGAGCCUUUAGAUGAUGUGUCAAUUAUUUGUUUAGUUCAGGAGGAAAACAAUGAUGAAAAUCAGAAUGAGGAAGAAGAUAGUGAUGAAGAAAGUGGGUUACCUGCUAUUCCUAUUAAUGAAGGAUUAGAAGCUUUAGAAAAAGUUAUGACUUGCUUGUUGCAGCAACAUAAAGACUGUCCAGAUGAGAUUAAAAAAUUAACUAGUGAAGUUGUUGGUGAUCAAACCUAUGUAAUAUAA